AUGCACCAUUUAAAAAGCUUCCUUGCUCCAUUUCUACUCCUAACUCGAGUCGUUAUUGCUUAUUUCUUGAAUUGUAGGAAUACCGAUAUGGAUGAUAAACUGAAGGGCGAUGGCUUCGCCGAAGAUAAUCAAACCUAUCUGAACCCCGUCACUUCAGUCCAAGAAGGGCAUGUUGAUGUAGAUUCGCAGCGAAAUGGCAAUUUUCAUCGGACUUUGACUCCACGGAUGAUCCACGUCAUUUCUCUGGGAUCAAAUGUUGGCAGUGGCCUUUUCAUUGCUACUGGAAAGGCCUUGGCAGAUGGAGGCCCUGGAAGCAUGUUUAUCGGCUACCUUAUUGUCUGCAUCGGUGUUUGGGCUAAUCUUCAAUGCCUAACGGAGAUGACUAUCGCGUUCCCCACUUCGGGGAACUAUAUAGACUAUGCUGAUCGAUGGGUGGACCCAGCCUUGGCUUUUGGAGCUGGACUUGCAGAAUGGCUUGGAUGGACAUCUGUAUUUGCAUCCGAAGCAACAUUUUUCGUCGUUUUGGUCAACUAUUGGUCUGGUGAUACAAUUCCAGAGGCUGCUUUGCUGAGCAUUUUUCUGGUCAUCUGUCUCGUCGUAUUCUUCAUGCCCAACAAGAUCUUCGGAUGGCUUCAGUACUUCGGCUCAAUGGUAAAAGUCUUCUUGUUCUUAUUCAUCGUCAUCGUCUCUUUGGCUAUCAUUGGUGGGGCCGGCCCUGAUGGAUAUGUGCGCAACGGAAGCACCUGGACCGAUUUGCCUGCCUUUAAAAAUGGGUUUGGGGGAUUUGCCAAUGCCGCGAUUCUCGCUAUUUGGGCGACUGGAGACCAGGUAUUUAUUGGUGUCAUGGGAGGAGAGGCCGAGUCACCUCGCUGGUCAAUGGCACAUUCAGCAAACUUGGUUCCCUGGCGAGUUGGAGUUUUCUACCUUGUCUCGGUCGUGCUCGUUUCCAUCAUUGUGCCUUCAACCGAUAAGAACCUCCUAGGUGGUUCCGGAGCAGCGGCUUCUCCGUUUGUAAUUGCGGUCCAGGGUGCAGGAAUUAAAGGAGUUCCGGAUUUGAUCAAUGCUUGCAUGAUCAUUGGUGUCACAGCAAUUGCCAUGGAGAGUAUUUUCCUACCUUCCAGAAUCUUACGAACUAUGGCUCACCAGAGACUUCUUCCUUCUUUCAUUGCCAAGGUUGAUGAAAGGGGCCGGCCUAGAUGGGCGCUCGCGAUUACCGCUGCUGUAGCUAUUAUUUUGACAUAUAUGGGCUUAAGUGCUGGUGGAUUAAAAGUUCUGAAUUGGCUCAUCUCUAUCACGAGUGCAUCAUUCUUUGUCAAUUGGGCGAUUAUUGCAUUCACAUCUCUUCGGUUCCGGGCGGUCUUGAAAGCGCAGAAAAGUCCAAUUUUUGAUCAACAAUAUGGCUGGAAAUCCAAUCUUUGGCCACUUGCGCCAGUAAUAGUGUUGAUUAUAUCGACCAUGCUUUUUGCCUGUCUUCUUUAUCUUAGCAUUCAACCUGUGGCUGGAGGUGGCUUCACAGCUUACAAUUUCUUCUCGAACAUGAUCGGCUUGAUUCUCAUUUUCACAGCAACCAUUGGCUUUAAGAUCAUAUUUCGAACACCCUGGCGCGACCCGGCAACAGCGGACUUGGUGACGGGUCAUCGAGAAUUGACAACUAAGGAGAUCCGACAUCUGGAUGCUUACUAUAAUCGCCCACUGUGGCGGCGAAUUGGUACUUACGUACGGAUGUGGUAG
Molecule: messenger RNA, 1731 nt
Organism: Penicillium atrosanguineum
Lineage: Eukaryota; Fungi; Ascomycota; Eurotiomycetes; Eurotiales; Aspergillaceae
Exons: 7
Coding region: 1-1731 (576 amino acids)
Biological process (GO): amino acid transmembrane transport
Cellular component (GO): membrane
Molecular function (GO): amino acid transmembrane transporter activity
Source: RefSeq, a predicted model, not a curated record